Messenger RNA from Tarenaya hassleriana, 1080 nucleotides. RefSeq lists its product as uncharacterized. Lineage: Eukaryota; Viridiplantae; Streptophyta; Magnoliopsida; Brassicales; Cleomaceae. The transcript has a single exon. The record is from RefSeq and is a predicted model, not a curated record. The coding region runs from base 71 to 925 and encodes 284 amino acids.
AAUACGGCAUGAACAAAAAUCGAAGAUCUUGUGCGUCGCAGGCGAUUAAAACUUCUACAGUGUUUCAAAGAUGACGUCAGCAUCAAGAGGAGCGAUAUAUAUAUUUGUAUAUGUAUAUCACCAUCCAACCGCUCGACGUCUCAAUCACCUCAACACUCGGCGUCCUUCUCGAAAAUCUUUAUUUAUUUUUCUUUUGAUAGCUAUUCUCUGUCCUGUUUCUCCAAUGGCGUUCGCGAAGUUCGGAUGCCGGGGGAGUGAUCUGGUUCACCGCGGCGUACUGGAGGUCCCAAACGGAUCCGAUCACCACAAUGCGCGAUCUCCAUUGUCAUUCCCGGUGAGAAACCGCAACGGCCAUCGCAGAUCCGUCGGGACGAUCUCGGCGUCGAUGGCGGAGGCAGUGCUGCACCGCGCGGAGAUCGAGAAACUGAGGAGGAGCGGCGGCAGAGGAAGUCGGAGGGAGGCAGCGGUGGCGCGUGAGGAGAUGGAUCGGUGGAUGAAGGAGUCGGUGGUGGAGAUCGUGAAGAACCUGGUCCACGCGCCGCUGCUGGUCCAGGUGUACGGCGGCGGAGGGGCGGUGGUGGCGAAGGCGGAGGAGUGGGAGGCAGUGAAGGGGAGGUGGGUGAAGGGAGAGACGGAGCUGCCGGAGGGGAUGAUCUUUGUGGAGGAGCUCGACGGCGGAGAAUCGCCGGAGGGAUGCGGUUGCGGCGGAGAGGGGACGCGCGCGUGGGGGUUAGUGGUGCAGGGGAAAGGAUCGGAGACAGGGCCCGUCUGUUACUUGUUGAAGACGACCAGGGUAUCCGGGUCGGAUCCGGGUAUGGGGAGUAUCCAUUUUUGCUUGGUGAGGGUCUCGAGUUUUACGGAGACUACAGAGUCUCAGCUUAGGAAUUGUUGGAUCGUCGGAAAAGGACAUGGACGAUUUAGCUAAUGAUGAUGAUGAUGAUCAUGUUGAUUUACGCAUUUUUUUUUUAUUAGAGUUAUAUAUGAAUAAUUUGUAUAUAAACGUCAUCAAAGUGAAUAACAUUUUUUUUCAAAACAUCUGUAAACAUACCUAAAGUGAAGUAAAAUUUUUGUUCGUUGAUU